Cladophialophora bantiana CBS 173.52 is the source of this 1419-nucleotide messenger RNA. RefSeq lists its product as uncharacterized. The record is from RefSeq and is a predicted model, not a curated record. The transcript is spliced from 5 exons. Bases 1 to 1419 code for a protein of 472 amino acids. Gene Ontology annotation, molecular function: oxidoreductase activity; flavin adenine dinucleotide binding. NCBI's taxonomy places the organism in Eukaryota, Fungi, Ascomycota, Eurotiomycetes, Chaetothyriales, Herpotrichiellaceae.
AUGGGUGUGCUGUUCUCGUCCGGUUGGCUUCCCUUGAUGCUUCUGGCAAUCAUCUCGGCCGCAUCUGCUUCAGCGGCCAACGCUGCUCCCAGUGGUUCAUGCAAAUGCAUUCCCGGCGACCAAUGUUGGCCUCCCAAUAUUCUCUGGGAUUUCUUCAACUUCACUGUUGGUGGAAACUCAAUUCGAACACAACCCGUCGCCCUCUCUUGCUGUCCUGGCCCUGCUUCCAGUCCAGCUCAAUGUACUUAUGUGGAUGCGAACUGGAACAAUGCCACGCUCCAGGCUGCCAAUGUCGUUGGGCUCUCAUAUCCAACCAAUAUCAGCUGCCCUCCCGUCAAUGCUACGGCAGGGGAAAGUGCUCAGGGGUCCCGCACACUGGGAGUGAGUCCAAGCUAUGCGGCAAACUGCACCAACCCUCAACAGGUUGCCUUAACGGUCGUCUUCUCCAAGCUGUUCAACAUCCGCCUGGCGGUUAGGAACACGGGCCAUGACCAGCUCGGACGCUCCGAGCGAUCCAAUGGUCUGGAAGUUUGGAUCCGCCAUCUUCGGAAUGGCAUCACUUUUCAAAACACUUUUGAGUCCUCCACCGGAUGUACCACGAGCAAUUGGACCGGAAGCGCGUUCAAGGUCGCAGGGGGGUACUCGUGGGGAGAUGGGGCGGCAGAGGCUCAGAAGCACAACGUCGUUAUUGUCACUGGCGGUACACCCUCUGUGCUGGAGCUCGCGGUUGUCCUUGCCGACGGCUCACUUGUGGCGGCCAAUGGUUGCCUGCACAGCGACCUUUUCGUCGCCCUUUGCGGUGGCGGUGGCGGGACAUACGGUGUCGUGGUAUCGAGCACGGUCAAAGCCCAUCCCACAGUCAAUGUCACGGUUCAGCAUCUGGCCAUCCCAGCGCCUCUGUUCGCUGACGUUACCACCGACUAUGUCCAUGGCUUCGCGAUUUUCAACGCCGCCGUAGCGCAUGCCCAAUCUGCCUUCGACGCUACCCGGGCAAAACUGGCCAAAUACAACUUGACCAGCGUCUUCAUCUCCGAAGGCUACGUCUCCUAUCCGGACUACUGGACAUACUACCACGCUGAGUCGGGCUCCGAACCACCCGUCAGCCUCCCAGCCGCUCUGCGAACCAUGAUUGAAACCAUCGCCGGGACACUCGACCAGUUCACAACCAACAACCUCGAGCUCGUCGGCGGCGGCCAGGUCUUCAGGGACGCAUCCGAACCGUACUCGGGCGUCACCCCGGUAUGGCGGAUCUCUUACUUCAACAGCGUCGUCGCCCGAGUGUCUUCUUUGGAUACCCCGCAAGCAGUGCUGGAUGAAAAGCAGCACGACAUCACGUACGUCAAGGUGCCGGCCACGAAGAGACUGGCGCCAACCACGGGUGCGUAUAUGAAUGAAACGAGCAGAUUUGACCCGGACUGA